Messenger RNA from Aaosphaeria arxii CBS 175.79, 693 nucleotides. RefSeq lists its product as uncharacterized. The record is from RefSeq and is a predicted model, not a curated record. The transcript is spliced from 2 exons. The coding region runs from base 1 to 693 and encodes 230 amino acids. NCBI's taxonomy places the organism in Eukaryota, Fungi, Ascomycota, Dothideomycetes, Pleosporales.
AUGAAGAUCCUUACUAUCCUCUCGCCGGCAAUACUUGCAGCGACUGCUUUUGCGGCCGAAGAAUCCAGCAGCUCCUCUUCCAGCACAGAAUCCUCCUCUUCGUCAACAUCAACGUCGUCGAAGCUUCCUGACCCAACACCCGUUGGCGAGAUCUGGAACGCAAAAUGGAAAGCCGCAGAUCUAUCUUCCUACACAAAGAAGUGCGCAUCGUCGAUCGAGUUGAAAGGAGAGAUCUACAAAUUGGGUGAACUCUACCCAACACUGAAGACAUGGGCUCCGCAGCUCAAAGUGUUCUACAACAAGCAGCUGUACCCCGGAUCGUGGAAUGGCGUGGACAAGCAUGGUAAUGAUAGAGAGUUGUUGAAGUUGGACUAUGAAGCUCUUCCGUUCGCCGUCAGGGAAUGGUUGGCCAGCCACCCCAAGCAAAAGCACUUCAGCGUACAAGAGGACAUAGUGUUCUUUGCCCCUGGUGCCAUCUAUCCAAUUCUUCCACUAUUUGUGGACGAGCCCGAUUCCGAUGUUGGCGAGUGUGAAGGUGUUUUCGACGACCUCGAUAACUAUUCCGCCAGCCUGAAGGAUGAUGCAGUGCUUGGCACGGUCGAGCAUAAGAAAGGAAAGGGAAAGCACGACGUCGAGAUCAAGAUCUCGGCGUUCCAGGCUGUGAAGAAAGUCACUGGCAGAGACGAGCUAUGA